Molecule: messenger RNA, 1848 nt
Organism: Penicillium concentricum
Lineage: Eukaryota; Fungi; Ascomycota; Eurotiomycetes; Eurotiales; Aspergillaceae
Product: putative MFS multidrug transporter
Exons: 3
Coding region: 1-1848 (615 amino acids)
Biological process (GO): transmembrane transport
Molecular function (GO): transmembrane transporter activity
Source: RefSeq, a predicted model, not a curated record
AUGGGGUCUUCUCCGCAAACUCAGAAUGGCCACCAGGACCGAGAUGUUCAUCUUGCCUCUCAGGAUGCUUCUGACUUGAUCGGUCCUCAUGCAGAAUUGUCGAGUACUGAAAGCGACACAGAUCUCGAGAGCGAUGACACCGCAGUUUUUGAAAGUGACUCCCAAGCGACGAGGAGAUUGGAGUCCGCGCCGCUGAUAACCAAUCACCGACGAUUGCGUUCCACAGAUGAAGGUGAUGAUGAUCAUGACGGUGUGCUCGGGCCGGUCGAGGACGAAGAGAAACCAGUGACUUGGAGUUCGCUACCGAAGAAGGGCCAAUUAGCGAUCUUGACCUUAGCGCGACUUUCAGAGCCGUUGACGCAGACCUCUCUGCAGGCAUACAUGUUUUAUCAGCUCAAAUCGUUUGAUCCAUCAUUACCUGACUCAAAGAUCUCCGCGCAGGCGGGUAUCCUUCAGGGUAGCUUUACAGCCGCGCAAUUUAUCACCGCUAUUUGGUGGGGACGUCUUGCUGAUGCUGAAUGGAUGGGAAGGAAGAGAGUGCUGUUGAUCGGAUUGAUGGGCACUUGUCUGUCUUGUGUAGGCUUUGGCUUCUCUCGAUCUUUUGCGACGGCCAUGGUCUUUCGGACACUGGGCGGGAUAUUGAAUAGCAAUGUUGGAGUGAUGCGGACGCUCAUUGCAGAGAUCAUUUCUGAGAAGAAAUAUCAAUCCCGCGCAUUUUUACUCCUACCCAUGUGCUUCAAUAUCGGUGUAAUCAUAGGUCCAAUCUUGGGAGGCUCUUUGGCCGAUCCGAUCCACAGCUUUCCACAAUUCUUUGGCCCGGGAUCUACCCUUGGAGGUAAAGAAGGUGUCUGGUGGAUGCAGCAUUGGCCCUAUGCAUUGCCGAAUCUUUUGAGCGCAGUCUUCAUAUUCGCAUCAUUUCUUGCAAUCUUCCUUGGGCUCGAUGAGACCCAUGAAAUUGCACGUUAUAGAAGGGACUGGGGUCGCAAACUGGGCAAGCGGCUCACAAGAGCUUGGAAUAGACGACCCCGGCACUAUCAUCCACUGACACGCUCCAGAGAUGAUGACUCCAUUUACACGGACGGCAGCGUCGGUACUUGGUCCACUCCUUCAAGUCCAGCCCGCUCUCGCGUGCAUCCACAGCCACAUAAAAAGAUAGGGUUCCGCCAGAUCUGGACACGCAACGUUAUCUUGACUUUAGUGGCUCACUUCCUGCUCGCUUUCCACACAAGUGCCUUCAACUCUAUGACAUUUGUAUUCUUACCCGCACCCCGUGCGCCAGAGAACUCCCAGCAAGGUCUUUUCCAUUUCGGCGGUGGACUAGGUCUUCCAUCAUCCCGAGUUGGACUUGCUACUGCUAUCAUUGGAUUCAUCGGCCUGCCACUGCAGAUCUUCCUCUAUCCACGGAUACAGACAAAGCUUGGCACACUCACGUCAUUCCGAACGUUCCUUCCCUUUUCGCCUAUCGCAUACGUGCUGAUGCCCUUCCUUGUGAUUCUUCCACGCAUACCAUGGAUUGUUUGGCCUUCCUUCACGUUCGUUGUUAGCUUGCAGGUCAUCUCGCGGACAUUCAUCCUGCCCGCUGCUAUUAUCCUGGUGAACAACUGUGUCACGGAUCCAUCUGUCCUGGGCACAGUCCAUGGAGUGGCACAGAGUAUCUCUAGUGGAGCUCGGACACUAGGGCCAUUUUUGGGUGGCUGGGGGCUAGGGUUGGGCCUCGAGAAUAAUAUGAUUGGGGCUGUCUGGUGGGCACUGGCUGUUGAGUCAUUGUUUGGUUGGGUUAUGCUGUGGAGCAUUUCCGAGGGCAAGGGAAUCGAACGGAAGAAAGAUGAGACAGAGGAUGAGGAGUGA